Trachymyrmex cornetzi is the source of this 1949-nucleotide messenger RNA. It is a transcript of the gene Pif1, whose product is annotated as Pif1 DNA helicase. The record is from RefSeq and is a predicted model, not a curated record. The transcript is spliced from 2 exons. Gene Ontology annotation, biological process: DNA repair; telomere maintenance. NCBI's taxonomy places the organism in Eukaryota, Metazoa, Arthropoda, Insecta, Hymenoptera, Formicidae. Bases 81 to 1949 code for a protein of 622 amino acids. Gene Ontology annotation, molecular function: DNA helicase activity.
AUACUACCCAUCGCCGUUCGUCAUUUCAGUUUUCACGCUGCUUGCUCGUAUUGAUGUCGUGAAUAGGUAUUUGUGAGGACAUGGAUUCUGAUGGUUGCUCGUUAACUUGCACCAUUAUCCUGGAAUGGUUGAACGCACAAGGAGCUAUUCUGAGAAAAGUGACUCACAGAACGGCGUCACUACGUCUAAUUCGAGAUCGUCAGCGCGAGAUGCUCGUAGAGGUACGCGCCGAGAAGGCAAACGUGCUCACAAAGCUACCUCUGAAAGGUAUAUCGGUAUUUAAUAAAUUCAUGACCGAGGGAAAGGCUUCUAUCAAGUUCAAGGAACAGAACUGUACAUUGUUUCUAUCGAAUGCACCCUCUUCUCAGCUGAUUAAUUUUUUAAAGACUAUAUUUAUCAAGCUGACAGGCCAAGAAGUAAAGACUAUGAAGGAUCCUUUGCACGAGAAGCUCUUUGCAAAUGUACAGCAAGGUGGUGUUAAAGAUAUUAGUCCGGCUACUAGUGCAGAGGUCAACAGAGCCAAGGAAAAAGCUAUGGCUGUAUCACGUGCAACGGUCACCACUCCAUCGCCGAGCGUAGUCAGGAAGCGAAAACAUUUUAGUGACGAUAGUCCCAAAGUAUCUGCAUCAAAAAAGUUGUACGAGAAUCCUACUACAGGAGAGCUGACAGAGGAACAGGCUCAAGUCCUAAAUACAGUGCUUAGUGGCAAGAAUGUGUUUUUCACCGGUAGCGCAGGCACUGGAAAGUCAUUUCUGUUAAAGAAAAUAAUCUCAGCCCUUCCUCCAGAUGUAACAAUGGCUACAGCAAGUACUGGAGUAGCAGCCUGCCACAUAGGUGGAAUUACAUUGCAUAAGUUUGCUGGCAUUGGUGUGGGCACUGGCACCAAGGAAAGAUGUAUCCAGUUGGCCUCUCGUCCAGCUUCAGCUUCAAUAUGGAGGAAAACAAAGCAUUUGGUGAUAGACGAAGUUUCUAUGAUAGAUGGUGAUUUUUUUGACAAGAUUGAGGAAGUGGCAAGACACGUGCGUAGGACUGAAAGACCUUUUGGAGGAAUACAAUUAAUCUUGUGUGGCGACUUCUUUCAAUUACCUCCUAUUUCUAAAACUAAUGACAAAGCAAAAUUUUGUUUUCAAAGCGAGGCCUGGCAAAAGUGUGUUCACUUAAAUUUUGAAUUGCGAAUUGUUCAUCGACAAAAAGACGAGGCAUUUGUAAAAAUAUUAAAUAGCAUUAGGAUAGGUAGAAUUACGGAUGAUAUUGUUGAUAUUUUAAAGGAAACUGCAAAACAAAAAAUUGAAAGUAAUGGCAUAUUAGCAACUAGAUUAUGUUCUCAUGUAAAAGAAGCCGAUGAAAUCAAUGAAUUUCAGUUGAAUGAACUUAAAGGUGAGAGUAAAGUAUAUACAGCAUUAGAUUCUGAUAGUUCUGCGACAUCUAUGUUGGAUCAGCAGCUGCCUAUACCUGGCAAAUUAAUACUGAAAGUUGGCGCUCAAGUUAUGCUAAUGAAAAAUAUAAAUAUUAAUAGUGGAUUAGUAAAUGGUGCUCGAGGUGUCGUUAUUGAUUUUAAAAAUGAUAUACCUAUAAUUAAGUUGCGAUCAGGAACACAUUAUGAAGCAAAGAUGGAAAAAUGGGCUAUCAAAACUAAUUUUGCUGUUGUUAUACAUCGAAAACAAAUUCCUUUAAAGUUAGCAUGGGCCUUUUCAAUUCACAAAAGUCAAGGUUUAACUUUAGAUUGUGUGGAAAUGUGCUUGUCGAGAGUAUUUGAUGCUGGUCAAUCUUAUGUAGCACUUUCAAGAGCUCAGAGCUUACAAAGUUUACGUGUCUUAGAUUUUAAUAGCCAACAGGUAUGGGCUAAUACAGCUGUACUAGAAUUUUAUAAAAAGUUCAGGAGGAAUUUACAAGAGAUGGAAAUGAUUCCUCUGGGUAAGAAAGUAAAGUUGGAAGGAAGUAAAAGAUAA